Pyricularia pennisetigena is the source of this 2538-nucleotide messenger RNA. RefSeq lists its product as uncharacterized. The record is from RefSeq and is a predicted model, not a curated record. Gene Ontology annotation, molecular function: phosphate transmembrane transporter activity. The coding region runs from base 1 to 2538 and encodes 845 amino acids. Gene Ontology annotation, cellular component: membrane. Gene Ontology annotation, biological process: phosphate ion transport; transmembrane transport. Lineage: Eukaryota; Fungi; Ascomycota; Sordariomycetes; Magnaporthales; Pyriculariaceae. The transcript is spliced from 5 exons.
AUGCAGAACCUACCAGAGCCAGCCGUGCAAGGCUCGGUGAACCGUACCCCAGGGGGCAACAAUGCCUUUUAUAAUAUUGCAAACGACUACACGCAUAUCGCCGACCUCAAUCUGCGCCGGCGGCUCGCCCUGGCCGAUAUAGACAGGGUGCCGCUGGGCCUGCAGCACGCGCGGGCAGUGGCUGUGGCAGGUGUGGGCUUCUUCCUCGACUCGUACGACAUCUUCGCCAUCGACCUGAUCAUGAGCCUGCUGGGGGUCGUGUUUUGGCAAGAGGGCCAGGACCAGGCCGCCAACGGCUUCGGCGGCAGGCUCCCGUCGGCGGUGGACCAGAUCCUCAAGGCCUCGACCAGCGCCGGAAUCGUCAUCGGCCAGCUGGUGUUUGGGUGUCUCGCCGACGCCUUUGGCCGCCGCAAGAUGUACGGCAUCGAGCUGUGCAUCAUCCUCGUCUCCACCCUGUGCUUUGCCCUGGCGAGCCCCAGCUCCUCGAUCAGCGCGACGGGGAUCCUGGUGUUUUGGAGGGCCAUGAUGGGCUUUGGGAUCGGGGGCGACUAUCCGCUGUCUUCGGUCAUCACUUCCGAAUUUGCACCCACGCGCUGGCGAGGUGCCAUGCUGGCCGCCGUGUUUUCGAUGCAAGGUAUCGGUCAGCUGGUCGCGGCGGUUACGACGUUGGUGGUGACGUUUAUCUUCAAAGAAUCCUUCAUCGACGUCGGCAAGGUGUCGGACUGCGAUUCGACCUGCAGACUGGCUGCAGAUCGGUCGUGGCGCCUGAUCGUAGGUAUAGGCGCAGUGCCAGCCUGUUUCGCCAUGUACUACCGCAUCACCAUCCCAGAGACUCCUCGCUACACCUUAGAUGUCGCCCAAGAUAUCGAAAAGGCCGAGGCCGACGUCAAGGCCUACAUGCAGAGUCAGCACGAGGGGACCGUCGAUCCUCUGAUCCAAGCUAGGGCCAAGAGGCUGGCUUCCAUGUCGCUGGAUGUCCCUUCCGCUUCAUGGCCAGAUGUGUACUCGUAUUUCCGGCAAUGGAGACACUUGAAGAUCCUUGUUGGGACCACCGUGCCGUGGUUCUUUCUUGACCUGGCAUUCUACGGCCUCGGAUUGAACACCACUCUGGUGCUGAAAUCGAUAGGCUACUCACGAAACAAGAACUUCUACCACAGCUUAUACGACAACGCAGUGGGCACCAUCAUCCUCACCUGUGCCGGCUCCCUGCCGGGCUAUUGGAUGUCCGUCCUGACCAUCGACACCUUUGGUCGGCGCCCGAUCCAAAUGCUGGGCUUCCUCGUGCUGACCAUCCUCUUCUGCGUUCUGGGCUUCGCCUACCACCACCUCUCCGGCGGCUCCAUGCUGGCGCUAUACAUAGUGGCCCAGUUCUUCUUCAACUUUGGCCCCAACACCACCACCUUCAUCACGCCGGCCGAGGUGUUCCCGACCCGCUACCGGGCCACGGGCCACGGCGUGUCGGCGGCCAUGGGCAAGAUCGGCGCCAUACUGGCCCAGGGCAUCAGCAUCCCCCUGCUGGAGCACGAGGAGCCCCCGGCCGCCUCCGCCUCGUGCGAGGGAGUCGCGUGCUCGCACUCCCUCCCCAAGUUGAUGCUAAUCUUCGCCAUGUUCAUGCUCAUCGGCACGCUGACCUCGACGCUCGUCCCCGAGACCAAGGGCGCGACCCUGGAGGAGCUGGCGGGGGAGCUAGGCGAUUCUGGGAGUAAAGGCGGCGGUCCCAGGUCCGGAGUGAAAAAGUCGUCAUCCAGAGGCGGUAGUGGUGGAGGUGGUGGAGGUGGUAGCAGUGGCGUCGGCAAGGGGUCCGCGGGGCUGGGCUCGAGGGCGAGUAGCUGGUUCCAAAACAGCUUCCCCGGCGGCAAGCCAGCAGGGUUCCAGCGGGCGCUAGGAAGGGCCAGCCCUCGCGUCGGGAUCAUUCGCGGCCCCGAGAUCGACGGCCAGGAGACUCUACCGCGGCAGCAGACGACGCAGAGCAGCGGCGCCAGGCGGCCCAAGGGGCCACUGAGGGACUGGCCGUUUCCCGACGUCGCCGCGAGGUCGGUGCAGGAGUUUGCUGCGGGGAGACACCGCGAGAAGCGGUCCCGCGGCAAGGGCAAGAUGAAGAAAGCUGCGGCGGAGAGCGGCGGCGGUGAGAUGGGGAGUGACAGCCACACGGCGACGACCGGGUACGAGACGGAUCCUAACGGCAGGUUCGCGUUUGUUGGUGAGGAUGCAGCGGCCAUGCAGGUGCUGGCGUCGACGCAGUCCUUGACUCCCGGCUGGGGAGCGGGCUGGGGUAGGAUGGACAGGGGAGGUCGGUCUGCCUCCAAGGAUAAUAUGUUAUUACAGGAUGCAGCCCGUAGGGUCCCUGGCUACAAAAACCCCCGUGGGGGUUUUACUCCGUGGCAAGGCUCGGGGUCGAACCCCGAGCCUUGGGUUGGAAGGGCGUUAGGGACGAAUCCCCAACGAGCUUCCAACUGCACCACGGGGGCAGGGGACGGACCCCAACACCCCCGUGGUGCGUUGGAAGAAGCGGGUAGCACGGGGCUUAUAAAGGGGUGA